Molecule: messenger RNA, 2667 nt
Organism: Canis lupus familiaris (dog)
Lineage: Eukaryota; Metazoa; Chordata; Mammalia; Carnivora; Canidae
Gene: CBARP
Product: CACN subunit beta associated regulatory protein
Exons: 11
Coding region: 223-2667 (814 amino acids)
Biological process (GO): negative regulation of calcium ion-dependent exocytosis; negative regulation of voltage-gated calcium channel activity
Cellular component (GO): plasma membrane; secretory granule
Molecular function (GO): transmembrane transporter binding
Source: RefSeq, a predicted model, not a curated record
GCCGCGCGCGACACUGGCAACGACGCAGUGCGCCCCGCGCGCGGCAUGCUGGGGAUCGUAGUUUUCUUCCAGCCCCAGCGGCCCUCCGGGUGGCAAGGUGGGAUGGAUGUCAAUGGGAAGGACCAGAAACCUCCGCGGAGCAGCGGUCACUUGAAUUCAUGAUUUUGGGGGCGCUCGCUGGACAACGGGCGCUCGAGCCAUCAAGGCCCGUCCCGCGCCCAGAUGCAGCCCACGCCCUCCAUGGCCACCGCCGCCAGCGCCGCGGCCACGGCCGCGCUGACCUCGAGGUGGGACAACGCCACCGGCAGCCCCACCGCGGAGCCCGACCCGGUGGGGGACAACUACGUGCUGCUGGUGGUGGUCCUGUCGCUGUUCGUGGGCGGCACGCUGGUGGUGCUGUCGGGGGUGCUGCUCCUGUGCAAGCGCUGCUGGGAGGUCCACCGGCGCUUCGACAGGGCCACCGAGGAAGCCGAGAAGACCACCACCACCUACCUGGACAACGGCGCCCACCCAGCCCAAGACCCCGACUUCAGGGGGGAGGACCCGGAGGGCCAGGACGCGGAGACGGAGCGCUUCCUGUCCACGAGCUCCACGGGCCGCCGGGUGUCCUUCAACGAGGCGGCCCUGUUCGAGCAGAGCCGGAAGUCGCAGGACAAGGGCCGCCGGUACACCCUGACGGAGGGGGACUUCCACCACCUGAAGAACGCCCGCCUCACCCACCUGCACCUGCCACCCCUCAAGAUCAUCACGAUCCACGAGUGCGACUUGGGUGAAGCCAGCGCAACGCCCCCCCCCCACGCCGUCGCGGCCCCCAAGGCCAACCUCGCCAUAUUCCAGCCCCCGGGGAAGGCCCUCACCGGCCGCUCCGUGGGCCCCAGCUCCGCCCUGCCAGGUGACCCCUACAGCUCAGCCGUGGGCCCUGCCGACUUCGAGAUCAGCCCCUUGGCAUCCAGCGACUGCGGGGAAGGCACCCGGGUGAGGGCCCCCGAGCGGCCCCCGCCCUCCCUGCCCCCUUCCAGGACAGAGUCCGACGCAGGUACGAGGAGCGCCAUGGCCGUGGGGCCGGGGGCCACGAGCGGGCCCGGGGAGGCCGGCCCAGGCUCCGGGGCAGGACCUGUCCUGCAGUUCUUCACUCGCCUGCGGCGCCACGCCAGCCUGGACGGGGCGAGCCCCUACUUCAAGGUCAAGAAAUGGAAGCUGGACCCCAGCCAGCGGGCAUCCAGCCUGGAUACCAGAGGCUCCCCCAAGCGGCACCACUUCCAGCGGCAGCGGGCAGCCAGUGAGAGCACGGAGCAGGAGGAGGGCGACGCCCCCCACAUGGACUUCAUCCAAUACAUCGCCAGCGCAGGCGACACUGUGGCCUUCCCGCCCCCCCACCCCUUUCUGGCCAGCCCCACCAGCCCAUCCCCCACUCUCGGCAGGCUAGAGGCAGCCGAGGAGGCGGGCGCCGCGGGAGGAGCGAGCCCCGAGUCCCCCCAAGAGCGCAGCGGCGCGGGCGAGCAGCAGGAAUCUGAUGGUGAGCGGGACUCGGGCCCAGAGCAGGCCCAGACCAUCUACCGGGACAUCUGGAGCCUGCGCGCCUCGCUCGAGCUGCACGCGGCUGCCGCCUCGGACCACAGCAGCAGCGGCAACGACCGCGACUCGGUGCGCAGCGGCGACAGCUCGGGCUCGGGCUCGGGCUCCGGGACCGCCGCGCCCACGUUCCCGCCGCCGUCGCCGUCGCCGCCGCCCCCGCCACGGCCCGCGGACAGCGAGGCGGGAGGGCCGCGGAAGCUGCUGCAGAUGGACAGCGGCUACGCCAGCAUCGAGGGCCGCGGCGCGGGCGAGGACGGGCUCCCCAGCGCGUCCGAGAAGCGCUCGUCCUUCACCAGCGCCGGCCGCACGACCACCCUGGGCAGCAGCUUCGAGGCGGCGCCGGCGUCCACCGAGGCGCCCGCCCGGCCCCGCAGCCCGCGCGCCUGGCCCCGCCGCGCCCCGCGCCGCGACUACAGCAUCGACGAGAAGACGGACGCGCUCUUCCACGAGUUCCUGCGCCACGACCCGCACUUCGACGACGCGCUGCCCUGCGCCGCCCGCCACCGCGCCCGCGCGCACCCGCACCCGCACCCGCACGCGCGCAAGCAGUGGCAGCGCGGCCGGCAGCACAGCGACCCCGGGGCGCGCGCCGUCCCCGCCGCGCCCGCGGCCCCCUUCGGCCCCGACCCGCGCCCCCCACGCGCGCCCCUGCGCCGCGGCGACAGCGUCGACUGCCCGCCCGAGGGCCGCGCGGGCGAGGACCCCGCCGUGCCCGCCAUCCCGGUCAUCGAGGAGGAGCCCGGCGGCGGCGGGCCCCCGGGGACGCUGCUGGACAAGCUGGCGGCCGGCCUCGAGGACAGACUGUUCCCGCCGCGCGGCGCCCAGCCCCUCGCCGCGGCCCCCGCGCUGGCCGUCGCCGCCGCGCCCACGCGCUCGGCCGCGGCCUCUCCUGGGGGGCGGACCGGAGGGGGCGGGCAGGCCGCGCGGGGGCACCGGACAGCCCCGGCCCGGCCCACGGAGCCCGCGGGCGGGGGCGCCGACCCCCGAAGCUGUUUACCUCACCGCGGCAUGUGCUCGCGGCAGUCCGCGCCCCCCGCGCCCCCUCCGAGCAAUAAGCCGCCCCCGCCCGCGCCCGCGCCGCCCCGAGCAUGA